Molecule: messenger RNA, 348 nt
Organism: Colletotrichum lupini
Lineage: Eukaryota; Fungi; Ascomycota; Sordariomycetes; Glomerellales; Glomerellaceae
Exons: 1
Source: RefSeq, a predicted model, not a curated record
CCUUCUUCUUUCCUUGCCCACUUCGAAGAAAAUCCAACUGCUCUUCUUUUUCUUCUUUUUCUCUCACCAAAGCAGCCAGUCGCCUGCUACCAAGAGAUUCCUCUUCCCACUCCACCUCCCGCCCCUUCCCUUCUCUUGGACCCUCGGCCUUUCUCCUCAAGCAUCAUCUUCUUGUACGCAUUGCCUACUUGCAAUAUUACACAAUAUCCUCACCUUACAGGAUACCGACCGCUCCUACUUGCGACUUUCAGGCGCUGCUUAGGUCGAUUGACGACGAAGGAAUUUCUUGUCAAGGCCAUAUUCCCUAGUACGACAAAAGUGGCAUUCCUGGAUAUGAGAGGUCGCUAA